Molecule: messenger RNA, 5321 nt
Organism: Colletes gigas
Lineage: Eukaryota; Metazoa; Arthropoda; Insecta; Hymenoptera; Colletidae
Gene: Kank
Product: KN motif and ankyrin repeat domain-containing protein 3
Exons: 11
Coding region: 345-3545 (1066 amino acids)
Biological process (GO): negative regulation of actin filament polymerization
Cellular component (GO): cytoplasm; cytoskeleton
Molecular function (GO): protein binding
Source: RefSeq, a predicted model, not a curated record
UCGGUCCUCAGAAUCUCCCAGUCACCUCUUCGAGUCUGCGCGGGGACCAGCGCGUGGAUUUGUCCCGAUCUCCGCGGCGAUCGUGCGCGAAAAGGAUCGAUAUUUUGUCCAGCUCGUCCCAGCACGGGUUUACGGUGAUCAACGGGUGCCGGUACGGAUCGACGAUCCACGAUGACGACGUUGACACCGGCCAAGGAUGCCGACGAUUGACCACUCCGUGACGAAGGAUACAUUUUUCUAAGAGGAGCCCAAAAAUGGCAAUGACGAAUCAACUUACAACCACUUCAAGGAUUCUGAAUAUGCUGCCCUGAAAGGUGCACAGAGCCCGACACGGUGACGAAAAAAUGGCGCUGACCGUCGUACCCUCUGCCCGCGUUUUCAACGGAAACGUGGGGACGCAGGCUUACGUUUCCGGUUCGACGCGUUCGAAAUGCCUCUGCUGCCCUUACGGAUACCACAUCGACCUGGAUUUCGUGCGUUAUUGCGAGGCGGUGGCGGCAGGAAGCGCGGGCGACAGGUCUAGCAUCGAGAGACGGAAGAAAAGGGAACGUCGAAGGCAAUGCCAGUCCAUGGAGGUUCUGCUGGGCCUGGUGAGCCCGGCCCUCGCGGGAAUAGAGGCCGAACUGCCGAAAAUACCCCAAGAACCAGCCACCACGAACGGUCUGACCACUCUGCCGAGGUCGAGCCACGGCAGACAAGGGUACACGACAGAGUCGCCAGUCCUCGACCUCAGCGACGUCGUGGGCGACUUCGAGGCUGCCCUCAGACGAUCCACCAGGUCCACCAAGAGUCCAGACAAACAGGAACGCAACGAAAACGAUGGAACAAACACGACGACACCGACGCAGAACACCGUGCAGGCGGAGCACCAGGGCGAUUUCGACAACGCGAGCGUCGGCAGCGGGAACUCGAACCUCAGCACGGGCGCGCUACAGAACAUCAGGGAGCAAAUGGCGGCGUCGUUGGAACGAAUGAGGGAGCUGGAGGAACAGGUCAAGGCGAUUCCCAUGUUGCAGGUGCAGGUGUCGGUGCUGAAAGAGGAGAAACGGAGCCUCCUGCGACAAGUGGACGAGCUGAGCAAAACGAAUUCCCGCGACGAUACGUUGCACAGGUACAGGAGCCAGUCGUUCUCCGAACAGAGGGCGUCGAUGCGUAAUCUGAAGAACGCUACGACGCCGACGCCGACCAGGGACAUGGGAACGAUGUGUGGCGUCAUGACUAGGGACGUCGGCGUCUCCCACCAGCAGGUCCGAACACGAGAUAUCGGCAUGAUAACGAGCACCCCGAUAAAACGAUCCCUGCAGUGGAGUCGAUUGCAGAUCGAAGAAAUCGUACCUGAAAUAAGAGACCGGAGCACGUCGUCGGACGAAAGGACGUCGUCGUCGAGCCUCGACAAGUUCUACUCGAACGAUUCUCGAGACGGUUGGAAGUCGAGCUUAACGCGCGGCCGAACGACGUGCGAGGAGAUCACGCCGGAAGAGACGAUGUGGGGUGUUCGGUUGAGAAAGAGCCCACUUCAGGUGGAAUCGAUACCGCCGAGCAGUCCGAAAUUCGUACGAGAUUCGAGAAACUAUCGAGACGUCGGCACGAGCCCGAGGAACAAAUUGGAGGACCUCGUGUGGAGUCGAUUCGUGAUCGAGGACAUCGCGCCGGAAGCGAAGAAGGAGGUCAGGAAACGAUCGUACGGUACGGAUACCAAUAUCGGCAUGAAGGACGUACUGACGAAGGAGGACGUCGCGAUCAUCGUCGACGACGCAUUGAGGAUGUACAAGAGCACUCUGAUCAAGGACACGGCGUCCAGGGGUUGCCAGUGCACCCCGGAACCGGCGAGGAUCGUCGAGAUGAAGAACCAGUACGCCCAGGCAGCGGAACCGUUCAAAAUGAGGUCGAACGUGGGCGUGACGGCCAAGCCAAGGGUGUGCGAAAUUGGAAUCGAGGUCAGAGCUGGCCCUGGUACGAGGACCAUCGCGGUUGGUCCCGAUCCGUUGGCUACCACCCAACCCUUGUCCCUCCACUCGAUGAACACGAGGAGUUACUCGUUCAAUUACGGCGAGAACGCGAUGAAAAGGAAGACCACGAAGUCCGUGAGCGUGAUGGUGGACGAUCUGGUGAGGACCACCGUGAAGAGCACGGACACUUCUGGCCUGGCGCCGAAGAAGAGGGAGUUUGGCACCUCGCCGGUGAAGAAGAAGCUCAUCGACGUCUCCGUCGGCGAGUCGGUGAAGCCGCACAUCUCGAUAUCGUGCGCGGCGAACUAUUGCGACAAUUGUAAGGAGACCAUCAAGAACCUGGCGAAGCAGAUCGUGAACAACGCGGAGAACAAUAUGAACCACCAGAACGCGAAUCUUGUUUCGAGGAUACCCAGGCCGUCGCACAUACCGUUGAACAACAUGACGGACCAGAAGAGGCAGUUCAAACGGCAGGACACUUACACGAAGAUACCGGCUGUUGGCGUGAUUAGAUACGACGCUGAUAACAAGGAACAUUAUGACAACAGUAAUCGUAUCCAACAACUGCACGAAGAAAAAAGCAAGGAUGAGAAGCCAGAGGAAAUAUACAUCGCGAAGAAAGAGACUGACGAGGAGAAACACGAGCUUCCAGAGUCUGCUCUGUUUCAACCAAUUCAAGAGAAACCUAGAAAGAAGGUUGAACCUACCAAGGAGAUACAGGCUGCCAUGAAAGUUCUGAACGACAGCCUGAAAAAGUCACCUAACAAGAAUAUAUCUCAUCAAAUGAAGAACGCCAUUGCGAUCAUUCAACAGGAAUGGUUCAAAGUGUCCAGCACGGUGAACGCCAAUCCCUUAGAAGUAGAAGACUACCUAGACUGUUUCGAAGAAUAUUCCAGCUCCCUGUUGGAGUACAUUGUUAACAUGACUGACUCUAGUGGAAACACUGCAAUGCAUUACGCUGUCUCGCACGGAAAUUUCGAUGUUGUCUCCAUACUUCUAGACUCGAAGGUUUGCGACAUUAAUAAGGCAAACGUGGCUGGAUACACAGCCGUGAUGUUAGCAGCUCUCGCCGAAGUACGAAAUUCCACUCACGCUUCUGUGGCAAAUAGAUUGUUUCAACUUGCGGAUGUUAAUAUUCGAGCAAAAUUGCAUGGUCAAACUGCUCUGAUGCUGGCGGUGUCACAUGGACGCAAAGACAUGACUCAAUUGCUGUUGGACGCUGGGGCAGCAGUGAACAUUCAAGACGAAGAUGGCAGUACAGCCUUAAUGUGCGCUGCUGAACACGGGCACACCGACAUCGUACGAUUGUUACUUACGCAUCCAGACUGUGAUCCAUCGAUAGCCGAUAUCGACGGUAGUUCCGCUUUGAAAAUCGCAUUGGAAGCGGGCAAUCGUGAUAUCGGCGUAUUGCUUUACGCACACGAGCACGUGAACAGAGGCACGAGUCCGUACUCCUCGAUGAGGCGGAGUAGGAGAGGGUCCAAACCGACAACGCCUACUGGACCCUCUCCUUCAGCACCAGUAAGCCCGGCGCCAUCCAGAAGGAUUCACUCGUCGACCGUUUCCCUAAACUCGUCAAAAUAUUCUGCUAAAUAAUUUACAAAACACUGGAGAACUCUCGUAGACGUUUAACAAUUCCAUGAGAGAUUGUUUGAAUCAUAAUCAUACGUAUCAUCAGUAAGCAAUAAUACAAUCGGCGUUCCCGUGUUUCCUAUAUUUAUUGCUAAUGUGUUUUAGUAUUUAUCGUCGAUUACGAUACUUUAAGAUGUUAACUACUGGAUAAACUAUCACGUUCUUGCCUAACGAUUCAUUCAGCCCCAGCACAAACGUUUGAUUUAAGGUUUUCCAUUUAACUGCUCAACUUUGUAUACAAUUAUUCGAGAGAAGUUUGAAGGUGUUGGUUUGUAAAUUUAACGCGUAGAAACGACUAGCGUACGUUUCACGGCGUUGAACGAUAGGAGAGGAAUUUGUAUAAACUUCUUUCUAGGUGCUAUCGAGGUAAAAAAAAGUGAACCCUUCUUUCAUUGUUGAUAGAUUUUAUAUGUCACGAGUAUGAAACUUCGAUGAUCUUUAACAGGCACAUUCAGAAUUUGAUUCUUAACUCGGGAAACUGUGUGAAAGUACAAAAAAGAAUUUCGUAUAUAGGGAACGGGUCACAGUGCGAGAAUCAAGUAAUGUCUUCCAACAUCCUGUGGCAUUAUACAUUCCAAAACGAAUCAUUAACAAUCCGAAUUUCUUGCCGCGGAAAUUUUUACUUGCAUCUACAUUUAAUGUAUUCAAGUUUCAGGCCUAAUUUCCAUUAAACCCUGGGGAUCAAACUGUCAGUAGAAUAAUUGUGUACUGAUAUACAUAGAAAGACAUAAUACAAUACGUGUAACGAUUACAUGGUGCACAAACGUGAGGUUCGCAAUUAAUGUUGAAUUUAUAUACGAGAAACAUUCUUAGAACUUAUCGAUCGUCGUUCGAUGUUGAGGUAGAAAAUGUUAUAGACGUGAAAGUAUAAAUAUAGUAUCCUGUGAAUCACGAUACAAAAUAUCGAAGGGCAUACGAGGGAAAGUUACGUCUAAUACUUGUUGAAAAUUUGUUCAGGGUACAGUUUAUAUACAUUAAUAGCGCACGGAAAUUUUAAUUCUCUUUCGUUCCUCGUUUAUGCGUGCCGCCUUCGUAUUAGGAAUUGGGAUAUGUAAGAAUUUUAACGUUGAACGUUUUUCUUAUAGGGUUGUGAAUAUCUAGAAAUAACGAGCGUAUUUAAGUUCAACAUCAAAGAUUUAGGUUUAACGUUGUAAUGAGUAUUCCUAUCGUUAAGAAUCUAUAUUAAUGUUAAGUGGCGAUUAUAUAUCAAAGGUAGCACUGAAUCAAGUAAUAGAACCGUAGGGAUCUAGAAAGUAGAGGACUACUUUUCAUUGUUUGUGCCUUUAUAUUUAACAUACUGUAACUGAUAAUAAACACGAGAAGAAACAACAGAAAACGAUUGUAUUAUAAUUUGUAACGAAUUCUCCGUAAAAUUCAAUGUCCAUCGUGAUGUGAAUCUGAGCCGCGUUAAGGGAAAAUCAUAAAUGGUUGAAAACCUCUCUAUUCCCUCUUCCCGAACUAUUUAAAUAAAAUGUACCAAAUGUUCGUUAAAUGUAUCAAAAGUUAUUUUCAGAAUGCAUGAUAUUUCUAAAAGUUUGUAUGUCGUAGCAUUAGUUUCUAACAUGACACACCGAAAUUCAGUUAAAAAACAAAAUCUAUUAUAUUCUAUACGUAGUAGUUAUAUUAUAGAACGUAAUUUAUCAAAAUUCAUACGUACACAACAUCCAUGCUCCAUACCGAUUCUGUAAUCACUUAAUUGCAUAUCCUAUUUGUUUCAAUAAAAAACACAAAUUUAUAAUA